AUUCAAGUUGUUUAUUUGCUGUGUGUUUCUUUUUAACAAUAUUAAAUAAUUAAAUUAGUUAAUAAUAUUAUUGCUUCAUUUCAUUAAUGUGCUGUGGCGUUGAAUAGAUCUUACACUUGGUUAUUUUGUUAGGAAUUUUUAUCCUAGAAGCCAAAAGAAAAUAUUCCCUGGGUGUAAGAUAGUAAACAAACAAUUGUGAAAUCAUGCUAACGGAUAAAGUGCUAGUCACCAAGGAUGCCCUGGCCACGGCUUUGGGUGACAAUUGGGAGCGCUACAGGGCCAACAUGAAGAAUUGGUUUCGCAAUCGCUGGACCAAAGAGGAGUUUGAUGCCGAAUCGCGCAAAAUAAUGAAUCCCACGCAAUUGCAUCUACACAAUCAAUUCCUGCUGGCGCUGCUCAACAAAAUCGAUGCAUUUGCUCCGCUGGAGCAGACCGUCACCAAUUACCAAAUGCAAAGUAAUAACCAGCGAAGCAGCGCAAGUGCCAGCGGGAGUAGCAGCAGUCGAAAACGUAAACGCAAUUCUCGUACAUUUGCCGAUCGUUUGAAUUUUGAACUCUCCGAUGUUUUGGAAUUCGUGCCCGAGGAUAAUAUGCAAGUGAUACGACCACCAGCUUCAAUCGGAUCGGCAGCAAGUACAGUGGAAGGAUUGCAACAACAAUUACCCAAUCAACGUUACUGUGCACAUGAACUCUUCCUGCCCGAUGCAGGAUUUAUAAUGGGCCGCUUCUUAAUUGGUGCCUGGGAGAUUGGUCUGGUUGCUGUCGAUGACAAUGUCGCUGAAUAUGUGGCCAUGGCUGUUCAGGUGCUACUCAAAGAUCUCUUAGCAUCGAUUAUACGGAAAAGAAAACAUUACAAGACAAGCGGUGAAGGUAAUUUCUAUUAUGAUGUGGGUGCUCCAUUGCGUGAUCCAUCGCUAAGGAAUACAGUCACAAGGCAAAAGGUUGAUGAUACACCUCUAGAGUUGGACAAGGAGCUAAAUACGGCGAAUUUCAUGAGAAGACAGAAUGAUGAUAUAGUUUUCCUGUCCGCCUGUGAGGAAGUUGAGCCCAGUGAGCGUACAGUGAUCACUCUUAAGGAUUGCCAACAAGCUUUUCGUGAUCGCAAUCUUAUAGGCUCCCAUGCAGUCUAUUCCAUCAAUAUGGAACGUCUCAAUAUGAUGAUGCAUUAGUAUUUAAGUUAGAUUUAAAUUAUAUAGGUAUAUUUAAUUAUCAAAGUAAGAAACGAAAAACAAAUAUUUAGAUUUUGGAAAAAUUGUUUGCCAAUAUAUACAAAUAAUACAUAUAUAGAGAUUUGUUGUAUCUUCCAAGAA
This is a messenger RNA of Drosophila willistoni, 1310 nucleotides long. Its product is annotated as transcriptional adapter 1. The record is from RefSeq and is a predicted model, not a curated record. The coding region runs from base 204 to 1169 and encodes 321 amino acids. Gene Ontology annotation, biological process: regulation of transcription by RNA polymerase II. Gene Ontology annotation, cellular component: SAGA complex. The transcript is spliced from 2 exons. Gene Ontology annotation, molecular function: transcription coactivator activity. NCBI's taxonomy places the organism in Eukaryota, Metazoa, Arthropoda, Insecta, Diptera, Drosophilidae.